This is a messenger RNA of Cavenderia fasciculata, 2703 nucleotides long. RefSeq names its product RhoGAP domain-containing protein (gene gacF). Gene Ontology annotation, cellular component: cytoplasm. The record is from RefSeq and is a predicted model, not a curated record. Lineage: Eukaryota; Evosea; Eumycetozoa; Acytosteliales; Cavenderiaceae. The transcript has 6 exons. Gene Ontology annotation, biological process: signal transduction; regulation of GTPase activity. Bases 1 to 2703 code for a protein of 900 amino acids.
AUGGCCCAAAGAGAGUCAAGGUCACACAAACUUUACAAGUCAGACCCACCAAAGAGUAGAAGGAAAAAGAAAGCUAGAAAGGGCUUGUCCGUUUGCAACUUUGUUGGCUGUUCUCAGAGUAGUAAUAUAGAUACAGGUACAAGUACAAAUACUACUCCAAUAUCAUCACCUGUGUCUUCUUCAAAGAGUAAUAACCAACAACAAGGCAAUAGUAGUAGUAGUAAAGAUACCAAAUCAUCAUCUUCGAAAAAGAAGUUUCAUCUAUUUCACAUUCAUUCAAAUAGUUCACCAAAUCUAAAGGUAUACUUGAACAAUAGUAAAGAUUCAACGACAAGUACUGGAUCUUCACCAUCAAAUAGUGCUACUGGAUCACCACGUGUAGCUGCUGUAUCGAGUAAUAGUGCAGACGCUGGUACGACGACGACGCCAUCGUCAUCAUUGUCAAUGUCAGGACAAUCCCAAGUACUUACAUCGUCAUCGUCAUCGGUUGACAACAAUAGUGGGGCAUCGUCGUUGAGUAUGAGUAGUGGGUCGCUGCCCGCCACAUCCUCGACAACGACACCCCCUUCGUCUCCCCGUGGCGAUUUCGAUGCUGCCGCAGCCGCUGCAUCUGGUUUGUCACCUGGAUCACCACAACCAAAGCAAAAGAAAAAGUUGUUGGCAGGUCUGAGAAGAAACAAGGGUGGCAGUAAUACCAACAGCAAACUUCGAAAGGAGAUUGCUGACCUUUCACUCAAAAGUGGAUUACAACAACAAUACUCUAAUCUUCCAUUCAAUUCAACUGAAGCCGAUAAUAAUAAUAAUCCACUUUCAAAUUCUCAAUCAUCUCCAACUCUUGGAGGAUCAUCUUCAUCUGUUACAACAACACCAUCAUCAUCAUCAAAGAGUAAAAAGAAAUCAAAGGAAAGAGUAAAUAAUAAUCAUUCAAAUAGUAAUGGAAGAAAUUCACAAAGAAAAUCAAGAUUUAUUGAACCAAUUAAUAAUUCAACUGAAGAUUAUACAGAUAUUCCAAGGACAAUUAAAUUGUCAGUUGAAUUUCUAUUUGAAAAGGCAACCAGAGUACCUGGACUAUUUAGAGAAUCUGCCAAUGCAUUGGAAUUGCAAAGAUUAAAAGCAGAGAUGGAGAGCGAUAAAGAUAUCAACCUUUCGGAUUACACUGAAGCCCACAACGUUGGUGGACUAUUAAAACUAUACCUAAGAGAACGUCCGCAACCACUUUUCCCAUACGAAUUACAUAAAAAGAUUAUUGAUCUUUAUGAAUCAAAUGAAACUAAAAUUAUAAAUGAAGAAUUUUGUAUUAGUGUUAGGGAAUUGAUGAUGAGAGAAUUAUCAAAAGGACAAUUCCUGAUACUUAGAUAUUUAUUUGAAUUAUUACAUGCCGUUCAUUUGAAUGCCGAACAUAAUAAUAUGCAUUCUUACAAUUUGGCAGUUUGUAUUGCACCUUCUCUUAUUCACUCGUUUGAUUGCUCAUGCAUAGAUGUGGUCAAUCGAUUGGUUGAAGAUUACGAGUUUGUAUUUGGUAUUGAAGUCCCUGUCUUUGCACCUGCGUCACCCAGAACACCAUCUCCAUCCACCUCUCCAUCACUUCGUAGAAAGAGUAGAGUGUUGAGUAGUUCACCAAACGGAUCACCAAAAUUACCAAGUAGAAGAGGUAGUACUUAUUCAAAUGGUAGUAGAAAAUCUUUGCAUGAAGAGAAUGAUGGAGAUAUCAAUCAAGGAGGAGGAGAAGUAUCAUCACCAACAUCACCACAUUUGGAAUCGAUUGUUGUUCCAAUGGAUGAUGAACCAAUUCAUCUAUCCUUACCCAAAUCCUCACCCAAACAACCUCGAACAUCAUCACAACAAUCGCCUAUUCAACCAAGAGCUGUCAAACAACUGAUAGCAGACGAUGAAGACAAUAGUGGAUUCAGCGCAAAUUCAGAGGAAGAAGAGGAACUAUUAAUCUCUACAACAAAGAGAAGCAGUAUGGCAUUGAAACGAUUAUCAAUAAUGAGUAGAGAUAUUCAAUAUAGUGAUGACAGUUCAACAAAUACAAAUGAAGAAGUUGAUGAAUUUGAAGAUGACAAUGAAAUUAAUAGUAGUAGCAGUAAUAAUAACAGUAAUGGUAAUGGUACGAAUAAUCUAACUAGUAGUAAUAGUAGUAUAGAAAGUUAUAAUAGUAAAAACAAGGUAGAAGAGGAAAAAAGAAAGUUUAAUGUUAAAGAUAUGGUUAGUAAUAUCAAUGUUACACAUCCAAAUUCAGCAUCUAUAUUACCAACAUACAAACAACCAAUCGUACGAAAUAAUUCAAAAUUGGGAACUUCUCAUUCUUUCUCCUCUUCCAGUUCAACCAAACAAAACUUUUCUGUACCAUAUAAUAAUAUCAACUAUAACAGCUACAACAACUCUUCGACCGUGUCAAACACUGGAAAUAAUAGUGGCUAUCGUAAAAAGGUAUCUCCAAUUAUCCAAAGAAGACCAGUUCUUAGUGCUUCAUCGAGAUCGGUUACCUCACCAUCACUUCAUUUCAACAAAGCUCCAUCAAUGACAUCUUUUUCUAAAUAUUCAUCACCAAAACCAAGUGGUGGUCACGGAACAACAACAUCUUCAUCGUCAUCAACAACAAGUCAUGGUCAUGUAGUAUCAUCUAAUCAUGAUUCUGUAGCUAACCUAAAAUCAAUUUGGGAAGGAAAAGAUAAAGAAAAAGAAAAAUCAAAGAAAUGA